This is a messenger RNA of Quercus lobata, 1234 nucleotides long. RefSeq lists its product as uncharacterized. NCBI's taxonomy places the organism in Eukaryota, Viridiplantae, Streptophyta, Magnoliopsida, Fagales, Fagaceae. The record is from RefSeq and is a predicted model, not a curated record. Bases 65 to 1234 code for a protein of 389 amino acids. The transcript has 2 exons. Gene Ontology annotation, molecular function: DNA binding.
UAUCAUUAAUUUAUUUAGUUAAUAGUUAUUAUUUGUAGGUUAAAUUGAAUCUAUUGAAUUUACAAUGGACGAAGUUAAUAGCACAGAAAGUUCACAAGAAGUGUCAAAUGCUGAAUCCCCUCUUUGGCAGUAUGUGACUAAAGUAGAAAAACCAGCUGGUGCAUCUGUGAAAUCUGGUGGAAACACAUAUUUUAAGUGCAACUAUUGUGAUAAUGUUUUUAUGGGAUCCUAUUCUAGGGUUAAGGCUCAUUUAUUACAAAUUUCUGGCAAAGGUAUUAGAGCAUGUCGUAAUGUGUCAAAGAGCCAUAGGUUGGAAAUGCAGCGAAUGCAUGAUCAAGUUGAGGCUAAUAAGUUAGAGCAAGAACAGAGAAGUCAUAUUCCCUUACCCCCACCUCCCCCAGGCCGUGGGAUACCUAUUUCCCCAUUUCGGAGACAAGAAGGGAGUGAUAGUAGUCAUAGUACAAAUCCGGUUGAUGCUAAGAGGAGGAAGGUGACUAUGAAUACUACUUUGGAGAAAGCAUUUCAGAAUAAUGCUAGACAUGAUUUAGAUAGUAGAAUUGCUAGGAUGUUUUACACCGGUGGGCUUCCGUUUAACUUUGCAAGGAACCCACAUUAUCGUAGUUCCUAUGCAUUUGCUGCUACUCAUAGCAUUCCGGGUUAUCUUCCUCCUGGAUACAAUGCUUUGAGAACAACACUUUUGCAAAAGGAAAGAGCUCAUGUUGAAAGACUCUUGAAACCAAUUAAGGACUCUUGGCUUGAAAAUGGUGUAAGUAUAGUUUCUGAUGGAUGGUCAGAUCCACAAAGGAGGCCUCUUAUUAAUAUUAUGGCUGUAUCAGAUGGGGGUCCAGUGUUUAUAAAGGCAAUUGAUGGGUCAGGUGAGUUCAAAGAUAAGCAUUACAUUGCUGGGGUGUUGAAGGAUGCUAUAAAAGAGAUUGGACAUGAAAAAGUUGUCCAAGUCAUCACUGAUAAUGCAAAUGUGAUGAAGGCUGCUGGAGCUCUUAUUGAGGGUGAGUAUCCUAAAAUAUUUUGGACACCUUGUGUUGUCCACACUCUCAAUCUAGCUUUGAAGAAUAUUUGUGCAGCAAAAAACACUGAAAAGAAUGAAGUUACAUAUGAGGAAUGUAGUUGGAUUACACGUGUUGCUGAUGAUGCAUCCUUCAUACGUGUUUUUAUCAUGAACCAUUCUAUGAGGUUGGCAAUGUUUAAUGAAUUUUGUCCAUUAAAAUUUCUCUAA